This is a messenger RNA of Corvus hawaiiensis (hawaiian crow), 4929 nucleotides long. It is a transcript of the gene IQCB1, whose product is annotated as IQ motif containing B1. Gene Ontology annotation, cellular component: cilium. The transcript has 15 exons. The record is from RefSeq and is a predicted model, not a curated record. The coding region runs from base 453 to 2237 and encodes 594 amino acids. Lineage: Eukaryota; Metazoa; Chordata; Aves; Passeriformes; Corvidae. Gene Ontology annotation, biological process: cilium assembly. Gene Ontology annotation, molecular function: calmodulin binding.
UGCUGGUUGGCGGAGAGAGGCCGCGACCACGCAGCUGUGAGGGGAGGGGGGCGUGGCGGAGUUGUCGCGUUGGAGACGGCGGGUUCGGCGUUCCAAUCCCCCCGCCCUCCCCCCGCAGUCGGGGAGCCCCCGCGCGGCGGUGAGAGGGGUCGGGGGUGCGUGUGGGUCCCCUCAGAGCUCCCCGAGGGGGCCCCGCGGCCUGGGGGCUUUGCGGCACCGGCGCCGCCGCUCCCGGGGACAGUAGGGGCACCGGGGUGACGCCGGCAGGAGAGGGCACCACUCCCUCUGCCCUUUCCCCGGCUCUGGUGAGGGGGAGUCCUGCGGCCCGAGGCUUCCAGCUGGUGGUGCAGGAGCUGGAGGUGGGAUGGAGUAGUGGCGUGAGGACCCCGCGCCUUAACAUAAAAAGGAAAGAGGCUGGAAUCGAUGGUGGUGUGCGCCUCUGGCUGUUCCCUAUGGCAGCCACGGACCCCCAGGUCCUGGCCUUGGCUGCUCAGAUCACUGAGAGCAGAGAACAGGACAUCCCCCUGCUGCUGCUGAAGUUAAAGGGUAUUUUAAGUAGUUCUUCCUUAGGAUGUGAAGAAUCAAAUAAAAUUAAGCAAGAUAUAUACGAUUAUGGUCUUACUCAGUACUGCUUGCUGGUCCUUAAGCAAGACCACUCUCAGCUGUGUGGAGCCUGGGCUACUGCUGCCCAGCUAGCAGAGAUACUAAGUCAUUGUUGUGUAGGGCUAGAGGUGAAAGAAGAUCCUGAGGAAUUUUACAAGAAGUUUCUUCCUUCAGCUAUAGACAGCCUGCUGGUUUUGGGAAAACGCUUGCAAGCACGAUUUAUCCGAGCAAUCAAGGAUAAGGAAAAACAAGACUUUUUACACUGGUUCCAAAUAGUAACUGAUGCCAUCUGCUGGCUGUUCGGUGGGCAUAUUCAACUAGCAGCAUGUGUACUGAAAAAUGGUCGCUUCCUACAGUUGUUAAUAACAGAUGAUGUUGAAACAGGAAUUAUAAUGAUGUCUGUGUUACACAAUAUUUUGAGGAUCAAUAGUUCUGUCUUGCUUCAAGUUGAAGAAGAGACCCUUCACUCUGUUUUGGAUGAACUUGUUUACAAGCUUUCCUCUACCACCAAUCCUGCUGUAGGAAGUGCUGCCACAAAACUGCUGUUGUUGGUGGCAAAACUUUGCAAACAGCUUGUGCAGUUACUCACAGCUCGCUACAAAGGAUUAAAAGGGCUUUUAAGUAAACAGUGGACUGGCAAAGGAUUUGACAGGGAGCUCAAUCAACUCUUGGACCUGCUGUAUUUGGAACAAUCCAAUGGAAAAGGAGAAAUGCAGAAGCAGCAUCAAGCAGCUUGUAUAAUCCAGGCUGCGUGGCGGGGAUUUCAGACAAGGAAAAGGCUGAAAAAGCUACCCCAAGCAGUGAUCACUUUACAGAGAAGCUUCAGAGCUAAACGGGAACAGGAGCUGCAGCAUUUAACAAAACAGAAGGAAGAUGAAGCUCUAAAACUGCAAAUGCAACUUCAGAGACAGAGGGCCAUGAGACUCUUCCAUGAACGACAGCUGGCCUUACUGGAAGUUGUCCAUGCCAGUCAGGUGAAUAAAUACAUGGAGGAAAUGGAGGAGAAAUCAGCAUUAACUAUCCAGAGAUUCUGGCGAGGGUAUAGAGCAAGAAGAAUUUUUCAUCAGCAGAAGCAAUCUCUUAAGGAGUAUAAGGCAGCUGUCAUCAUUCAGAGAGCUGCUUGUAAAUUCUUGGAGAAACGAAGAAGGAGGAGACCUCUCUCUCCUUGGAAAGAGCCCAAGGGACUGACUGAUGAGCAGAGACUAGCUUUGCAGCAGAAGGUGGAUGACUACAUCAAAUUGCAUCCGGCUUCCCAAAUGUCAGAAGAAAUGAGUAAAGAAUUGCAUAUGCAGGCUCAGGCAAAGCUGGCACAGUUCCUGUUGAGGAGCAGGCUGGAUCAGAGAGCAGUGCAGCGGAGAGAGGCUUUACUGGCUCAGGUCAACACCGACGUGGAGCUGCUAAUGAAUGCUCCAGGUUUAGCAGAGACCACAGAAAAAGAUCUUGGUGCCUUUAUGAGUCGAUCAAUCCCUGUAGCUACCAAGGCAAGACAAACCCACAACACUAUGCUGAAAUACACUCAUUGGCCAUGGUGGAAGAAGCUUGGGGAUGAGUUUAUGGAGGAUGAUGUAAUUCCUGACGAUGCCAUAAACACAGAACUGGAAACUCUCUUUAUUGGAGGAAGGAAAUCCUUUUAGGGCUUUGUCCCGAGGUACUCCACCAAGCAGGUCCUGAAGAAGCCAGUCUGCUCUCCUGAAGUCCAGGGCAGUGAGCUUGCUGCGCACCCUCCUUGCCAUCCUCGAACUCCACCAUUCCAUGGUUACUGCAGCCAAGGCUGCCCUUGAGCUUUGCAUUCCCCACCAGCCCCUCCCUGUGGAUGAGGACAUGGUCCAGCAUUUCACCUCUCCUAGUUGGUUCCUCUAUGUCUUGGAGAAGGAAGUAAUCAGCAGUGCAUUCUGGGAACCUCCUGGACUGCCUGUCCCCUCUGUGUUGUCCCUCUAACAGGUAUUGGAGUGGUUGAAGUCCCCCAUGAGGACCAGGACUUGUGAACAUGAUGCUGUUUCUAUCUGUUUGUAGAGGACUUUAUCAGCUCAAUCUUCCUGUUUGGGCAGUCUGAAGCAGACCCCUACUAUAAUGUCACUAGUCCCUACCUUCCCUUUAAUCCUGACCCAUAAACUUCAGCCGGUGUGACCAUCUGGACCAUCAGCUCUGUCUUUUUAAACCAAGCAGAAGUUGCUUAAUCCAGAAAGAUCUCCAGCGCAGGGCCUCUGCAGUCACUGUGACCUGGAGGACAGUAAACACUAGUCAAGAGCUGGAUGGUGCUGCCUAGUGAUGUGUCUGGAAGAAGAAUUUGAGGCUCUGCUAGUGCCAUAGCUACCUGUGCUAUUUUUCAGGUGAAAGACCAGAGUCUCAAAAAUUAGAUCAUGCCUCACUGCAGAGGAGGAAAAAGUGCAGUGGUUUCUGCUGAUUGUAUGUGGGCAGCAGUAUUGGUUCAGCAUGUUUGUUUUCCAUUCUCUCUGGAAGGCUUUGAGUUUUAAUUUUAGUGGAGAUGAAUGGAAAACAAAUAAAUAGAAACAGUGGGCAGAAGACCAAGCCCAUUCAGAUGCAGCUGAUACAUGGAAAUUAAUAACUGGAUGGCUGCCAGGAGGAAGAGCUGUGCUCUAUGUUAAUUUUUUUUAACAGAAUUGUGAUUUGGAAUGCACUGAAUUGGCUCACAAUUCCUUUCUUGGACAGUUAACUGGUGGAACAAUCCAUUAAGUAUUUGCUAGGGCACUUGCAGGUGUCUGUUGAGUUACAUAUUAUUCUGCACAGCUCUGUUGGGCAUUUGAGUCAUGUCCAUAACAAGACAAGUGCCCUACAAGUACAAGAGCAGAGGGUCUGGGGGCAGUAACCAAGUGCUCCAUGGGAUGGAAGCUAUCCCUCAGCAGCCAAGCUCUGGCACUGGAAAUGGCCCAACACCUCUGGAUGAACUGCAGCAAACCAGCUUUUCCCUCCUGAAUACCUGAGUCCUCUGUGCACAUCAUUGUCUCCUCAGCUGUGCAGCCACUGGCCCAAACGAUUUUGAUGCAGACGCCUCUUCUCUUAUAUUUAUUCCUAGUCACACUUAUUCUAACAGCUCCUUAGUGCAAGAAGAUGGUCACAAAAGGGCUUUGCUGAAUCUAUCUUAUAUAAACAGCUGACCCCCAUGGCCAGUGUUAAAUACUAAGUGAAUUAGAGAGCCAUCCUCCCAAAAAGCCAUUUAUUGUAAUGGCCUCUGCCACUCACUGCCAGUGGAGUGGAUAAUGAACUCCCCCUUUGGAAUAUGCAAAUUGCUAAGUCAUGGGGAUUUUCAAGUGAACAGAGAGCCUAGUGGAAGAUGCUGUCUUGCUGGAGGAACUCAAGUUGCUGGUCCAGCAGCACAAAUUCCUCUGCUCCACCACAGCCCUGAUAAAAAUGCUUUGUUUUACUUUGUGCGUGUCACCAGGAAAUCACAGUCAGCUGCAUUUUACAGACCAGGAAACCUGAGGCAAGAGAGCCAUGAGGGAAUAUGCCUAUGGCGAUAUAUAGCUGUAUAACCUGUCACCUGUUCCUGUUACUGUCCCAGGAAGAGCGAGCCAGAAAGGGGUCACAUGAUGGGGUGGAGCUGGGAGAUGUUCUUGGAUGCCAGUUGCUGUGGCCAGUUUGGAGCCUGGGCCCAGUAAAAGAGAUUCCCAGCCUCCUCUGUAGCCCACCUUUCCUCACAGUGGGAGGGAUUUGGCAUAGCUUGACUCAUCCUCUUUUCAAGUCUUCCUGCACCAUGGGCAGGACAUGUUGCUGGCAUUUUAUUUCACUGCAGCUCCUUCUGGAAUAAAAUACUCCUGCCUGAAUAAUGGGCACAGAUACAGACAUCUGAACAGAAGUCACCUCCAGCUUGCUACCAAGUGAACAGUCCUGUCUGGGUUAUACAAUUACCCAAAACAAGACUGUAGGAGAGGUCGUGAGCUGUGAUGGUCCAGUCCUACUCCUGCUUUCCUGUUUGCCACAGACCACAGGCAUGCCCAGAAAGCCUGGAGCUGUUACUUGGUCAUAAACCUACAGCAUGGGUAGUCCAGCCAGGCAGGAAAAAGGGGCAGAGUUUGGUUGUAUCCAGCAGAUCUCGGCUGCGCCCCUUUGGGUAGCAAGCAGGCUUGACCUGGCAGGCUGAAGGCAGACCUUGCUCACCAAGAGGAAUUUUAGGGGUGCUCUCCACACUGGUGGAGUGCCACGCCUGGGGGGGUACCUGCGAUGACGAGAGGGGCAGAGGUGGAGCCCGAGCUGCGAAGGCAGUGGCACUCAGGUCGUUAAAUAUUGACGCUGUCUAAGCUGGUCUGUGGGGGCGAUUGAGCUGAAUUGCAGGUUUCUGUUGCUGUGAUAAAUUGGACCAAUUUGUCA